AUGAGGCGGUGUGGUGGCAUUGACAGUGACAGCACUGGUGGUGGUGAUAGGCAUGCUGAUAGGCAUGGCGAUAGGCAUGGUGAUAGGCAUGGUGAUAGGCAUGGUGAUAGGCAUGAGAACUGCAAUAGUGAUGGUGCGAUCAAGGCUGCAUUGGCCCAUCUCCUCACAGCGCUUGCCCCUCGAAGCCUCUUCCCUUCCCCGCAAUCCCAUGCGUCUGAUCCACCCCACUCUGCUGCUUCCCCCCAAUCCCACUCUCGUGCCCCCUCCUCCUUUCUUCCUCCUCUCCCCAUUCACUCACACACACCACCACUUUCAUUUGAGUCACACCCACCACUCUCGCUUCAUUCACACGCACCACCCACCUCCUCGACUUCCCUCAUCCCAUGGCUCGUUUUCCAGGACGAUGUAAUUGCUAGGAAGGUUCGUCUGGUGGCGCGCUCUAGGCUCACUGGACCAUUGCUUGUGGAGGAUGUAGCACUGGCAGCGGAUGUUCGUGGUAACUCAACUGGUGCUGGUAACCCUAGUGGUGCUGGUAACCCUAGUACUGGACUCACUGGGCCGUUGUUAGUGGAGGAUGUAGCACUGGCAGCGAAUGGUGGUGGUAACUCUAUUAGAAGUGUAAACCCUAUUGGAGGUCGUAACCCUACUGGACGUGGUAACCCUAGUAACGGGGCCAACCCUAUAGACUACUCACAUCUCACCCACAAGUACCUCCCUCCUAUCCUCGGCGGGUUCCCUCUCGCCGCCCCUGCUUUGGAGGGGAGAGUGGUGGAAAUCGAUGCGCUCAUGCACUGCGUGGCACAGAGGCUCUUUGGGCUCGCGAGCCGGGGGCUGGAUGACUCGGAAAAAGAGAGGAAGGUGUGUCGGUUCUGGUCGCAUGCGAGCGAGCAUCUGUUUCAGAGGGAGUGCGAGAGGAAAGGGUGGAAACCACCGAGACGACCUCGAGGGCAGACAGAGCUCUCCUCCUUCCGACCUUGGCGCUCGCUCUUCUUCCGCCAUGCCUGCAGGACCUGCGGAGGCAAGGGCGAGUUCAUAGCCCGGCACGCCAAGCUGCCUCCCGUCUCUACCCCUCCCAACGCUCCCUCUGCGAAACGGAAGCUUUUGGGAGCGUGUACUCCUGGUAAGAAGUUGCUUGUAUCGAAUCUGCAUGCAGAGAGGAACAUGUGGUUCCUCCUCUGCCUGCAGUGCACCCGCCUGCCACGUGUCCAGCUGCGAUUGGCGCAGCUCGAUGCACAUGUGGACAUUUUCGGGCUGACAGGAUCGAAAUUGAAGUGCCCGGGGUGGGAGGAUGAGGGGAAGAAGAAGAGGAAGAAGAAAGGAACGAGGGGGGGAGGAGGAGCAGGGUAG
Molecule: messenger RNA, 1347 nt
Organism: Closterium sp. Naga37s-1
Lineage: Eukaryota; Viridiplantae; Streptophyta; Zygnematophyceae; Desmidiales; Closteriaceae
Source: the annotation of a GenBank genome assembly